GAAAACAAUGUCUAGUUGUAAUUUAAGCUUUUACCCAACCCGACUGUCUGUUCCAUCAGUUUCAUUCUGAAAGCCUCACCGAGAGGUCGAACAGAACAGGCAGAAAUCUAAAAAACGUUUCGAGAAAGUUGAAAAAAUUUACAGAUCAAAAAUUUGAAUAUUAUAAGGAAAUCGAUCGUGAGAUAUAAACAUUGUAAAGUGCCAUUUUUAAUUUGGAAAGCCUAGCCGAGAGGUCGUCCAAGCUUCGAUCAUUUCAACAACGCCAUGGAGCACCUUAAGAUCAAUGAAAGGGUUAUUAUCGUUCGCUCGAAUGGAAACUACCAACAAUGCAGAAUCAUUAAGCUUGACGCAGGGGCCGAGGACUUGGUGACCGUCGAGUGGAUGGAAAACUACAUGCGUAGUUCCAAGGAGAUGCCACUGGAGGAGCUCUUGCUGACCAAUCAUAAGAUGGCCAAGCUCGUACACCCAGGCCAGCCGUGCCCUUCGAGAGACCUAACAGCCCACAAGCGCUAUCCUUCGGUAGAGCGCGGGAAGUGCGAGUGAGUGGCGACUCCACCACCCAACAACAAAGACAAGACGACCCCGGAUGUCCCAUCUCCGAGCUGCAGAUGCAGCUGAAGGAUGAGGGAUCUGGUCCACAAGACAAGCCAUAGAAAUUGUAUUGAGAAGCUAGUUCGAAUGUUAAAAAGUUAGAAUCUGAUAAUCAAAAAUA
Messenger RNA from Drosophila bipectinata, 712 nucleotides. Lineage: Eukaryota; Metazoa; Arthropoda; Insecta; Diptera; Drosophilidae. The record is from RefSeq and is a predicted model, not a curated record.